Marasmius oreades (fairy-ring Marasmius) is the source of this 711-nucleotide messenger RNA. RefSeq lists its product as uncharacterized. Gene Ontology annotation, cellular component: signal recognition particle, endoplasmic reticulum targeting. Gene Ontology annotation, biological process: SRP-dependent cotranslational protein targeting to membrane. The coding region runs from base 14 to 391 and encodes 125 amino acids. NCBI's taxonomy places the organism in Eukaryota, Fungi, Basidiomycota, Agaricomycetes, Agaricales, Marasmiaceae. Gene Ontology annotation, molecular function: 7S RNA binding. The transcript has 4 exons. The record is from RefSeq and is a predicted model, not a curated record.
CACACGCAAUGCCAUGGUCUACAUUCAAUCAUGGCAGGAGUUCCAAGAUGCAGCCGAGGCUCUGUACCAAAAAUCGCCCAACAAGGUCCGUUACUGUGUAAAAUGGAGGUCUUGUGAAGGCAAACUCGUUCUCAAGAUUACAGAUGAUAUUACCUGCCUCAAAUUCAAAACAUAUUCAUCGUUAUAUCUCAACCGAUUUGAGGCUUUAAACCUCUCAUUAAUGGAAAAAAUGCAGAACAGGCGUGUGGUCGAACUUGCUGUGCAGGAGACAACCUCUCGAGAUGUUCCUUCCACUGGUGGUGUACCUUCUGCUACGCCCAUAUCAUCAGCAGUAACUGCAGGAGGCGUGAAGAAGAAAAAGAAGAAGAAACCGAUGACAGCGGCGACGUAGAUCUGGAGGAUGGGAAGGGUGAUGAUGAUGAUACGUUGGGUUGACUGUUGUACAGAUCCACGGGGGGGGGCGAAAAAGGCGUAGUGUGGAAAAGAACCCGGGGAAAAAGGGAACAGGGAAACAUGAAACAUCUUUUAGAACAUCUGUUUGCACAAGCGCAGUGUUUGAGGGCUUUUGUUUCGGCGUCGACCAAUGAAAUAUAGCUCAUGUCUACGUCGUCCAGUGGGCAUUUGCGCACUUUCUUCUUCUACUUAUGAACUAUGCACAAAUAUCACGAUGUCGGAUAAUAAAAAAACAUGGAUAUGCCCAGCCUCCAGGAC